Molecule: messenger RNA, 3054 nt
Organism: Boeremia exigua
Lineage: Eukaryota; Fungi; Ascomycota; Dothideomycetes; Pleosporales; Didymellaceae
Product: glycoside hydrolase superfamily
Exons: 3
Coding region: 153-2675 (840 amino acids)
Biological process (GO): glucan catabolic process
Molecular function (GO): beta-glucosidase activity
Source: RefSeq, a predicted model, not a curated record
AAACCAGGCCCUUUCUAGCGAACACGUUUUAUCCCAGGCAGGAUGGAACAGGACCAGAUACUUGAGCUUCCAGCUGACCCCAAUUCGAAGAACAACCCUUGAGCGAGAAAAAACACUAUCCUCUUACUUGCGCCGGAAUUGCGUAGCCCAUCAUGUCAAACGCCAAAGACCUUGCAGCUAUCUGUAGGUCUUUGACAACAGAAGAAAAAAUCAGGCUACUAGCCGGCGCCGCCUUAUUCGAGACGGCGGCAAUUCCAGAGAAAGGUAUCCCAGCCAUCAAGUUCACCGAUGGCCCCAAUGGAACCCGAGGUGCUGCCAUGGACGGUAACACAACUGCUGCUUGCUUUCCUGCGGCUUGCAGCAUCGCAGCUACCUUCGACACCGAGAUCGCACGACGCAUCGGAAACGCCCUGGGCGAGGAGGCAAUAAUUAAAGGCGCAAGCUGUCUGCUGGCCCCUACUGUCUGCAUCCACCGCCACCCUCUUGGUGGCCGUAAUUUCGAGAGCUACAGCGAGGAUCCUUUUCUCUCGGGGAAAAUGGCGGCUAAAGCAAUUGCAGGUGUUCAGUCUCAUGGUAUUGCUGCUACUAUUAAGCACUUUGUCGCCAACGAGCAAGAAACAGCUCGGAACACGGUAAAUGAGACUAUCAGUGAGCGAGCUUUGCGAGAGAUCUAUCUUCGCCCAUUCGAGAUUGCCAUCAAGGAGUCAGAUCCUUGGGCGGUUAUGACUGCCUAUAAUCACGUCAAUGGUGUACACUGCGAUGCGAGCCAGUGGCUCUUGCAGGAGGUUCUCCGCGGCGAGUGGGGAUGGCAAGGUCUUGUGAUGAGCGACUGGGGAGGUACCAACACAGUGGCCGAAAGCUUAAAAGCCGGCCUAGAUCUGGAGAUGCCUGGGCCGCCACAAGUACGAAAGACCGCUGCUGUCAUUGCGGCUCUAGAGAGUGGAGCUUUGGCGGUGGAAGAUAUUGACAAGCGUGUGCGGACCCUUCUUGGUUUCAUACAACAGGUCAACGCCUUCACUGGAACGCCAAAGCCGAGUCCCAAAGCGAUCGACCGUCCGGAGCAUAGAAGUCUCAUCCGAGAAGCUGGGGCUCGAGGCAUUGUUUUGCUCAAGAACGAAGCUUCUCUGCUUCCACUAACACCAGAAAAGGUCGAGGGAAAGACAAUUGCACUGAUCGGCUUUGCGAAAGAUGCUUUGGCGCACGGUGGCGGCAGUGCGGCUGUAAACGCUCACUACAAGAUCACGCCUUGGCAAGGUCUGCAGGCAGCACUGGGCGAUCGUGCCCAAUUUCUGUACGCCAAGGGCACCCCACGGGAGAGACUCCUUACACCACUUUGCAAAGAUGGCCUAAAUGGUGAUUUGGUCGGCCUCGAUGGACAACCAGGUUUCAGCCGUACAUUUUAUGAGAGAGAUGGUGUCACCGUUGUUUCGGUCCUCCAUGGAUACCCGACCUCAUCUUAUUCGGCACUCGGGUCGCAAGAGUCCCUCUGGAAGAUCCUAGAGAUUACUGGCGACUUCACACCGAGGGAGACUGGCAAUCACUUUGUUGCAUUCUCUGGCGUUGGGUCGACUGAAAUCACGAUUGAUGAUAAGUCCAUUGCAAGCCAGCUGGGGAACUGCUCAGAUCCUAUGGGAACGUUUUUUGGGGCCGCGAGCGAGACAGAGUUCCAAGUUCAUUUGACGGCUGGCAAGCCUUACCGACUCAAGAUCAGAAGCUGUCCACCCGUCAACGUUGGACUAGACGCUCUCGAGGGCCGCACUGCUGCCCGCAUGGGCUUCUCUUUGGAGUCGGAUCAUGAUGCUGAUCUCGUCGGCGAGGCCGCAGCCGUUGCUUCGAAGGCUGAUCUGGCUAUUGUUUUCACCGGUCAUGACCCACAGUGGGAGACGGAAGGGCUUGAUCAAGAAUCAUUUCAUCUUCCUCGCAACGGAAGCCAGGAUUCGCUUGUCUCAGCUGUCGCAGCUGCAAACGACAGAACAAUUGUGGUAAAUUCAACCGGCGUCGCUGUCGCAAUGCCUUGGCUGGACCAGGUCUCUUCUGUCCUUCAAGCAUGGUUUCCGGGGCAAGAGUGCGGUAAUUCCAUUGCAGAUGUCUUAACAGGAGUAGUCAAUCCUGAAGGGCGAUUGCCGGUCAGUUUCCCUACGAGAAUUGAGGACGCGCCAGCCCACGGCAACUUUCCCGGGACCGAGGUUUCCGGCAGACUGGAGGUCAUCUAUGCGGAAGACGUCUUUGUUGGGUAUCGUCACUAUGACCGGUUUGGGCAGGACAAGCUGAACUUUGCAUUUGGACAUGGUCUUUCAUAUACCACAUUUGAUUAUGGUACUAUGCAGAUCAACCGACUCGACGACGAGACGCUUAAUGUACGAUUGUCCGUUCAAAACACAGGUAGCUUUCAAGGAGCAACUGUCGUGCAGUUAUACGUUGGAAAGGGAGCCAAUGACAGAACGGAUCAAGUCGUCAAGAGUCUUGUCGGCUUCAAAAAAGUGCGGCUGAGGCCAGGCCAGUGCGAAGAAGUGCACAUGGAGGUCAGACAGAAGGACUUUGCGUAUUUCGACCAAGCUGCGCGCAGAUGGGUCAUUGAUGGAGGCCGGUAUAACUUUUUAUUGUGUCAGUCCGCCAGCCAUUGCCUGCAGACUGUCUCUGUUGAUAUCGAGGCCACUUACUGGGAGCUGUCUUAGAUUGAAUUCGAAUACCACCUAGAUCAACGGGUCGAUGUGCACGAACCAUGAUCAAGUCCUUCGGCCCCCUUCAUGACAAAUUCAAUGGCUAGACUGAACUUGAAGUUGAAAGCUGAACGGAAGAAAUGAGCCUAAUUGAGACUGAAAGCAAACAACCUGCCUCCAAAUCCAGGGCAUGAACGAUUGAUCUGAGCAGAGAACACGACCAGUCAAACACCUAAGAGGACAUGAAGACGUAGACGGGACAAAAGAGAAGCAAAAGUAAAACAUUUACAUACAACAGUGGGGAUUCCCCAGUGGUCACCCACCUGAGUACUAAUCCACCGGUACGUUGCUUAAAUAGGGCUGAGCGAACGGGAAGCCUUGUUUUCAACGUCCU